GAUCGUUGCAGUCGGCCAGUCGACGCACCCGGGUGUCCGCUUGAUGGUCACUUGGACUGCAUUUGCUCAUAUGAGCUGGAUCUACCUCGAGCUUCAGGCAGAAGUAGUCAUCGCUAAGAAGCCAGUCCUGGGCUCUUGUACUCGUAAGCUGCAACUGUUUCUCAAAUGAGUAGAACCGCAAAAGCUACACUUGGCUUCGUGUCACUGUGCACCGUGGCAACCAUCUACUUUGUCCACUACUCUCAGCAGGCAGACAAAGACCUCAUGCACAUGGGCGUCGUGAGAGAUGAGGAGAGACAGAAGCAGCGCAAGGAACGUACGCUAGAACUAGAAAGACAGCAGGCACUUGAGGCUGCGUUGAAACAGAGUCAAUCAGUUCGGCAGACUUGAUCGGCACGAGAUUCACCUAAGCUCCUGCUUCAUUCUAGCAAGGUCUCUGUCACAGCAUCGAGUAUGCUCGUGGAGGACUCACCAGGCGCAAUAUCCAUGCGCGAGCGAGCGCACUGUCUUUAAGAGCCUCUUGCGUCAAGCUGUACCAAAGCGUCCAGACAAUAGUCCUUCAAGCAGGCUCUCUGAGCGCGCCGGCUCGAGAACGGAUGUGGACCCUCUCAUGAAUUGUCUGUGCAACGAGAGUCUGGCUGCUGAGCAUUCACAGCUGGCUCCUUGCUUCAGGUCUCGAAGGCCGUGAAUGAGCUGCCGCGUCGAGAUCAUCGUAUUCGAUAAAUAGCGUUCACGGCCGAUUCAUCAAGAGCAGAAGCUUGCUAUACAUACUAUAUAGGAUCAUGCUAGCAAAUCUGUAAGAGAUACUUCGACCCGAGCUUUCAUGCUUCUUGUCAAGUC
Molecule: messenger RNA, 840 nt
Organism: Protomyces lactucae-debilis
Lineage: Eukaryota; Fungi; Ascomycota; Taphrinomycetes; Taphrinales; Protomycetaceae
Product: cytochrome c oxidase assembly protein
Exons: 1
Coding region: 166-390 (74 amino acids)
Biological process (GO): mitochondrial respiratory chain complex IV assembly
Cellular component (GO): mitochondrion
Source: RefSeq, a predicted model, not a curated record